AGCAGUAGGUAAUUUUAAAUCUGUGCAUCCCACUUCCUCCAACGAAAAAUGAAAGUUAGGGAGUCCAAAUUUACCCAAAAAUAAUGAGAUAUUCCCCAAAGCCGACUAAACUUCAUCCCAUUAAUUUUGAGUAAAAAAAAUCAUUCCCUCUAUCUCGUUUUCCGGCAGUGAAAUAAGGACAGCAAAUUAAAAUUACCUACUGGUAGGUAAUGGAUUUUAAGUGUAACCUGCAAGUUACGGCGGGUAGCCUAGAGACUUACCUAGCUGCGUUGGUAUUGUGCCACUUUGACGUUUAAAUUGAGUUCGUUUUGAAGUGUUUAUUUCCAAUUCUAUCAAGAACAGUACUGAUCGCGAGCGUGCUGCAAAAAUUAAAUUUCAUCUGGAAUAAAUUGUGCUGAUUGAAGACAACAAAAUGAGCUCCAUUCAGUGCCAGUUGUGGAUGGGGAGUCUGGAGACGUACAUGACGGAAAGCUUCAUUCUUGCUGCCUUCCGGAAACUUGGCGAGGAUCCGCAGACCGUCAAGCUGAUGAGAAAUAAGUACACUGGGGAGCCGGCCGGGUAUUGCUUUGUAAGCUUCAAAACCGACGAAGCAGCAAUAGAUGCCAUGCAUAAGCUGAAUGGUAAACCUAUUCCGGGAACAAAUCCUUUAGUACGCUUCCGGUUGAACAGUGCCACCAACAAUCAGAGUAAAGCACUACUUGCGGAU
Topomyia yanbarensis is the source of this 706-nucleotide messenger RNA. Its product is annotated as tRNA selenocysteine 1-associated protein 1-like. The annotation marks the transcript as partial. Lineage: Eukaryota; Metazoa; Arthropoda; Insecta; Diptera; Culicidae. Gene Ontology annotation, molecular function: RNA binding. The record is from RefSeq and is a predicted model, not a curated record. The transcript is spliced from 3 exons.